AUGGAGGAGAUCAAGCGUAUGUUCGAAUACAUCUUUUCUGAAAAGGAUUCGUCCGACAGCGGAAAGUGCCCUGAAGGUAAGAAAGAACGCUACCGCCAAAAUUAUUGCAGGCAAUUUCCCAAUAAAGAUGAGGUUCGAGCCCAUUCCUUUGUUCCAAAUUCCCCUAUAAACCCUGAGACUGAAUGGCUUGAAACCCCUCAUGAAUACUUUUUCAAGUUAGAUCUUGCCGGAUUGAAAAAGCAUGAAGUAAAAUUGGAGAUUGAUGACUACAAUAAAGUUCUAUGUAUCAGCAGGGAUUUUGGGGCUGAGAGGGAGAAGAUAACCGGUCAUAGGAGUCGUCUGAAACGAGAUAAAGGAACGGUCUACUGGCGUUUGGUGGAUACCGAUAAUGUGAGAGCAGAAAUGGAUAACGGAGUAUUGACCGUCAGCGUGCCUAAAUGUGUCCCAAUGAUGAAAUGCGAGUACAGGAAGCACAAGGCCAGACUUGUCCAAAUCAAGUCCAAAAACUCUGGACACUAA
This is a messenger RNA of Cucumis sativus (cucumber), 519 nucleotides long. RefSeq names its product 18.1 kDa class I heat shock protein. NCBI's taxonomy places the organism in Eukaryota, Viridiplantae, Streptophyta, Magnoliopsida, Cucurbitales, Cucurbitaceae. Bases 1 to 519 code for a protein of 172 amino acids. The record is from RefSeq and is a predicted model, not a curated record. The transcript has a single exon. Gene Ontology annotation, biological process: response to heat; protein complex oligomerization; response to hydrogen peroxide.